AUGACGCUGUUUAUCCUUACGGAGACGAGCGCCGGUUAUGCGCUGCUCAAGGCCAAGGAUAAAAAGCUGUUGAAGCGCGAUGAUCUAGUGGCUGAGACUCAAACGGCGGAGGGCGUCUCCAACCUCAUGAAAUUGAAGAAUUUCCAGAAAUUUGACAAUGCGGCCACGGCGCUAGAAGAAGUCGCAGCUCUGGUUGAGGGGAAGGUCACGCCUCGAUUGGCUAAUUUGCUUGAAUCGAUUAAAGAUGAGAAAAAGGUAUCGUUGGCUGUUGCGGAUCCAAAACUUGGAAAUGCCAUUGGCAAAAUUCCAGGACUCUCAAUACAGCCAAUUGCGGACUCCACUACCACGGAUCUCUACCGAGCAAUCCGAGAACAUCUUCCUUCUCUGAUACCAGGCCUUCUGCCAUCCGAUAUGUCCAUGAUGUCAUUGGGUCUAUCUCACUCGUUAGCCCGACACAAGCUCAAGUUCUCACCAGACAAAAUCGACACCAUGAUUGUCCAGGCCAUUGGUCUGCUGGAUGACCUCGACAAGGAACUGAACACCUAUGCCAUGCGUGUGAAGGAAUGGUACGGCUGGCAUUUCCCCGAACUUGCCAAGAUUCUCAACGAUAACAUUGCCUACGCCAAAGUCGUGCUGAAAAUGGGCAUGCGUUCCAACUCAGAGAAUGCGGACCUUUCUGAUAUUCUGCCGGAGGAAAUUGAGACAGCUGUGAAGGGUGCUGCGGACCGGUCCAUGGGUACGGAUAUCUCCGCGGAAGAUCUCGACAAUAUUCAAGCUCUGGCAGAGGAAGUUGUUGGUUUCUCAGAGUACCGCCAGCAACUUGCAAACUACUUGUCCGCCCGAAUGACUGCCAUCGCCCCUAAUCUUACAGCCUUGGUGGGAGAAUUGGUGGGUGCUCGAUUGAUUGCGCACGCUGGAAGCUUGGUGAAUCUGUCCAAGAGCCCUGCCAGUACUAUUCAGAUUUUGGGAGCUGAAAAGGCGCUCUUUCGCGCCUUAAAAACUAAACACGACACCCCAAAAUACGGUCUUAUCUACCACGCGUCUCUUAUCGGGCAGGCCACUGGCAAGAACAAGGGCAAGAUGGCCCGUAUUUUGGCCGCAAAGGCUGCCAUUGGUCUUCGCGUCGAUGCCCUGACUGAUUGGCCAGUCGAUGCUGACGGUAACGAACCUACCGAAGAAGAGAAAGCUGCCCUUGGUAUAGAAUCGCGAUACUAUCUUGAGAAGAAGUUAGCUGCUAUGGAGGGCAAAUCCCUUAAGCCGAGAGGUGUCGGUAUCGGCCCCAACGGCGUUCCAACCGCCCAGCCCAAGAAAUGGGAGAUCAACGAAGCUAGAAAAUAUAACCCAGAUGCUGAUGGGCUAGCAGUGGAUGAAGGUGCAGCUGCAUCAUCGUCGAAGAAACAAAAGAAGGAAAAGAAGCUGAUUGAGGAAGUUAAGGAACCUGAGGACGAAGAUGAGAGUGAGGAAGAGUCUGAUGAAGAUGUUGAGAUGGGAGAUGAUGACGAGAAGCCCGUAGCCAAUUCGUCCAAAACACUAGUUGCCGCACCUUUGUCGGACGUAGAGGAUUCAGAAGAAAAAUCCGAAGAGGAGGAAUCAAAGAAAUCAAAGAAGAGUUCCUCAGAUAAGAAAUCCAAGAACAAGAAGGAAAAAUCGAAGAAAUCUGCAAAGGAGGGUGCCAGUGGCACUGCUGGCGAUCUGGAAAAGAUGGCUGCCAAGGCUGGUCUUAGUAUUAGCCGGUAUCAGCGGAAACUUGAACGGGGCGAGAUUACAUUUGACAGUGAAGGAAACCCGAUCGCGGUUAGCAAGAAGGAUCUGAAGAAAGCAAAAAAGGAGGCGAAGAAGGCUGCUAAGGCUGCUGAGAAGGAGGCGGGGAAGAAGCGGAAACGGACAGAGGAUGAUGGAGAGGGUGAGUCGAAGAGUGAGAAGAAAAAGAAGAAGAAGACUCUGCCAUUUUCUGCUAGCCUCCGCUCCAAACUCCAAGCUGCGUUAUAUGAAACAAAAAAGUCGGGAAUCCUCGACAGGCAAUCCGCAAUCCUAACAAAUGUCGAGGUGCUGGCGCAUUUCAGAUUGAACCCUCCACGGAAACCUCCCAACCCGCCGCCCAACUCGAGAAAUUCUAUACCCAAGCCAGAUUUGCGGGAUCAUAAUACGGUUGUUAAGGAGUUCCAUGACUACGUAACACGCCUCUCGCCGCACCUGCUGAAGUACCCUAGCUUUACAGCUCCAGAUGCUUCAAGUGAAGGUGAUGAUACCAGCACUGGCGGAACCGAUGCUACACAAACACAGUCCACAGACCUUGACAUCGCCCUACACGAAGUGAUCCACCAACUACGGCCGUUCCAGCUCACGAAGGCAGAGGUGCUCAUGAUUGUGAAUUUGGGUGUUGGGCUUGAUUCAGGCGCUGGUGGAGAGGGAGGGGGAGAAGAUGGUGGUGGUGAGGGGGCGGGAGAGAGUAUGGAGGUUGAUGGGGCGGAGGGUGGAGAGGGGGAAGGUGGAGAAGAAGGUAUCGAUGAGGAGGCAGAUUAUGGUGCUCUUGCGCUGUUGGAUACUGUUAUUGAGGAUCGGGAGGAGAGGUUGAGUACGGAAGAUGUUAGGGAGAUAUUGAGAGUUGUUAGGGAGACAUUGGGGAAGGGUAGGAGGAGGGGUAGUUCUGUUGCUGGCGGCGGGGGAUGA
Molecule: messenger RNA, 2670 nt
Organism: Paracoccidioides lutzii Pb01
Product: nucleolar protein NOP58
Exons: 6
Coding region: 1-2670 (889 amino acids)
Cellular component (GO): small-subunit processome; box C/D methylation guide snoRNP complex
Molecular function (GO): snoRNA binding
Source: RefSeq, a predicted model, not a curated record